Molecule: messenger RNA, 2133 nt
Organism: Chanos chanos (milkfish)
Lineage: Eukaryota; Metazoa; Chordata; Actinopteri; Gonorynchiformes; Chanidae
Gene: msto1
Product: misato mitochondrial distribution and morphology regulator 1
Exons: 14
Coding region: 42-1811 (589 amino acids)
Biological process (GO): mitochondrion organization
Cellular component (GO): mitochondrion; cytoplasm
Source: RefSeq, a predicted model, not a curated record
ACAAUGAUAGUUCUUUUAAUUGUAUAAUAAGUCAUAACGUAAUGAGUGCUCUGUGUCGAGAAGUUGUAACCCUGCAGCUGGGACACUAUUCAAACUUUGUUGGAACACACUGGUGGAAUUUGCAGGAUGCCUCCCUGUGUUAUGAUCCUGACAUGCCUGCCGGGGAGCUGCAGAGCGAUGUCUUGUUCCGAGAGGGCGUCACUCUUGGCGGUCAUGUCACCUACACACCCCGUCUCAUUGUUAUGGACCUCAAAGGCAGUCUGCAGACUCUGAGACAAGAGGGCAGCUUGUAUGGCUCAGAGAAGGAGAACAGUACCUUCACAUGGGAUGGAGGUGUCAUCACCCAUAAAGAGAGUCCACCACUGAAGAAUUCCUUUCUCGAAGACCUGGACAAGCUUGAUCAGGGAGAGAUUUUGGCCAAACCAGACCUGAGUCCUACACAGGUGCCCCAGUAUUCAGGGGCUGUUCCCAUGGAGACGGUGAACAGCACUCUGGAGCGCAUACAGAAGACCUAUAGGCUGGAGGGAAGCGUGAGGGUGUGGUCUGACUUCCUCCGCAUCCACCUCCAUCCUCGCACCAUCUCUGUCAUUACCCAGUACAACCACGAUGGUGAGUCGGAGCGCCUGGAGGCGUUUGGCCAGGGGGUGACACUGUGUCGGGGAUCGGUACUGGAGGACCUGGAGGACAGAUUGCAUUUCUUUGUAGAAGAGUGUGACUACCUGCAGGGAUUUCAGGUGCUGUGUGAUAUCACUGAUGGGUUUUCUGGUUUGGGGUCAAAGGUGACGGAGUUACUGCAGGAUUCCUAUGGAGGGCGGGGCAUCCUGACUUGGGGUCUCGCCCCAGUCAGUCACCCAGACUCUAGUCCAGUGAAGGAUCUUUACCAUUUGAUAAACUACGCCCUUGGAACUGUGAACCUGGCCAAUCACAGCUCUCUCUUCUGCCCAUUGACCUUAAGGGGCGGGCUAGGUCUACGACCAACCUCCCCGGUCUCCUUCCCAUUCAUCAACUAUGAUCCCACCCUGUGGUACCACUCCAGCUCCAUCCUGGCGUUACUGCUGGACACACUGACAGUGUCAUACAGACUGAGACACAACAGCGCCACCAUGUGGCAGCUGUCUGAUGCGCUGGCCGUGUCAGGGAGGAAGGUGGUCUCUGCAUAUGGCGCUGUUCCGUUUCCCGUGAUGCAUGGCAGCUGUCUCCCAGAUGCUCUGGAUGCCUGCUCUGACACGUUGCCUUGGAGACCCCUAUCGGCUUGCCCCGAGCUCAGUGAUGGGCGUUGCUUUGGCCAAUCGGUGACCCUUAGAGGAUUAGAGGGGCAGAACUUAGUCAGUCCACUCACCCCUGGGACACAUCCGCCAACUCCCCUGCAUUUCCCUCGUAGUGGAGAGGAAGUGCUGUCUACGUACAUCAGUUCACAUUACCCGUCAACCCCUCUGGCAGUGCAGCUGGUGUCCAGCCCCAGCAAGCUGACCCCGCCUUUCCCACAGAUUUUCAGCCAAUCGCUCGGUCCCCAGGGUUUCCUGCAGAACCAGGAUCUUCCCCCAACAAUGGCUGCUCCGACGGUCUCCAGUCUCCCCGUGCUCACCUCCAUGCAGUCCAGCUCGUCGAUCGCUCCGUGGCUGUCGGACCUUCAUCGCGGGGUGAGCGCGCUGAACAUCCGACGCGUCGCGCCCAGUUUCCUCACCCAGGGACCCGAGCUCGCCGACCUCCAGGAGUCCCUGGAACAACUCCGCAGCCUCGCGUAUCGUUACCGCGACGACAGUGGAGGGACGCUUCGCUCCUCCUCCGAGGAAGACGAUGAUGAUUACUGAUGGGCCGGCCAAGGCCAAGAAGACUGUCCUGAGAUCCUCUUGAAACCAUUUAAACUUCUGUUAUCACAGUCCCCCGCAACCCAUUUAAUCUGGAUUAACUGUCCCGCCCGCUAAAGACUACAUGUACAAUUAGACUCCACCACAUAUAACACAUUAAUUUGGUAAUCUCUGUGGUCUUGGUUGAGCUCUGACCCUGUGCAGGGAUGUUCCAGAGGGUUGUGCUAAAGAAUUCACAUAAAUUAUGCGAUUUUAGAAUACAAGAAAGUGAUGAAUGGCAGGAACCAAGUGAAGUAGACGUAGAGAAUGCAUGACAGAGGGAUUU